Molecule: messenger RNA, 609 nt
Organism: Gaeumannomyces tritici R3-111a-1
Lineage: Eukaryota; Fungi; Ascomycota; Sordariomycetes; Magnaporthales; Magnaporthaceae
Exons: 2
Coding region: 1-609 (202 amino acids)
Source: RefSeq, a predicted model, not a curated record
AUGGCGGCUCUGCAGGCUCACCCCGAGAAGGAGGCCCUCGAGCGGCGCAAGCGGGAGAAGGAGAGAAUGUCCGCCCCACCUCCUGCAGCAGCGCCGCAGAGGGCCGCAGAGUCCUCCGACGGCGAAGCCCCUGGCCCGGCGCUAAAAAAGGCAAAGACGCUAGUCGAAACAGAGCACCUCAUUCGUGAUGCUCGCCCUUACAUGUGCGUUGAGCUCUCCUGUCCCAGGAAGUUCCAACCAUAUGCUACCAGGGAGGAAUGGGUCGCGCAUAUAGACGAACACUACUCCACACGCGCGCCCAAGCGAUCCGCGGAGCGGCUCCGUUGCCCGAUCUGCGGGUUCGUCUACCCCGGGGCUGACAUGGGCAUCGGCAAAAUCGCCACACAUCUCUCACGCCACCUCGAGCUCAUCGCCGCAGUGGUGAUCAUCCCAGGCGUCACUCUCACCGGCCCGGACGAGGGUGGAGGCGGGGCCAGCACGCCCGAACGCGAGCCUGGGAGGAGCGGGAGAAUGGACGUGAACGUGAACGUACUUGACGAGAGCUCUGAGGCUGGCAGGGACAAGGGAGAUUCCUCUACCAGCUUUAACCCGGGCCACGCGCAGUUCUAG